This is a messenger RNA of Mesorhabditis belari, 459 nucleotides long. NCBI's taxonomy places the organism in Eukaryota, Metazoa, Nematoda, Chromadorea, Rhabditida, Rhabditidae. The record is from the annotation of a GenBank genome assembly.
AUGAGAUCGCUGAUUGUUUUGUGCGGUUUUUUGACUGUUUUCAUCUCGGCCACCCCCACACCCGGUUUACUUUCCGGGAUCAUCAGCAAUCCGUUGUCGAGGUGGCAAGCCACUGCCGUUCGAGGACGGCUUACAUGUAACGGAAAAGCAGCCGGUAAUGUGAAGCUGAAGCUCUAUGAUGUGGAUACGGUGCCUGAUAUCGAUGAUUUGAUGAAAGAGGGUUUCUCGAAUGCUGACGGAUCGUUUGAAUUGGUCGGAAAGGAGAAAGAAUGGACGACCAUUGAUCCAAAGCUCAAUAUCUAUCACAGGUGUAAUUACGAUGGGCGAUGCUUUCAAAAAGUCGAAAUCGUGAUUCCAAAGGAUUUCGUUGUUGAUGGAGAGUUAUCGACCAAAUAUUUCGACAUCGGAGAGAUCAAUCUCGCUUCCGGCUUCUCUGGCGAUAGCACAGAUUGUUUUAAC